Molecule: messenger RNA, 1422 nt
Organism: Corylus avellana
Lineage: Eukaryota; Viridiplantae; Streptophyta; Magnoliopsida; Fagales; Betulaceae
Source: RefSeq, a predicted model, not a curated record
GAAAUCAGAAACUUCGUUUCUCCACGUGCUCAGUUUGACAUAACAUCUUGUUCUUGCGCCACCUUAAUCAACAAAACUACAACUGUUGCGUUGGGUCUCUCUUAUAUGUAUAGGCAUUUUCAGAUCUAUCAAUCAUCCACAAUAUAUAAUUGUAAAGAAUGGAGAAGCCAUCUUGGUUUUGUACUGUUUUGACGCAGGUGUUUCUCUGCUUUGCUGUCUACCUUGCUCUCAACUUGGGUCAGCCUCAAAAGGCCAUUUACCAGAAUAGAGCUCUUGAUCUGUACUUCAUUAGUGUUAGAGGAGGCUUCAGACCUCUUAAGCAACAGACCCAUCUUCUGAGACUGGUCAAUCUCUCGUUUUUCUUAAUUGAAUUCUUUUGUUUCGUGAAUAUUUGUCAUCUUAUUUAUUGCAGUCUUCCCGGUUUUGUGAGGAUGGAUGGGGUUUGUGGGUAUGGCUUAUUUGAUGGAGAAAGUGGCAAAGACUUACAAUGCAAUUUUUGUGGUGAACACUAGUGAGCUUGGAGAGGAUGAUCCACUCAUGCAGAAUGGUACUCUGCUUUUCCCAUCACUGAAAGUUCCCUGGUACACUACUAGAACUAAGGAGGGACAUGGAGCAAGUUGCUUCCUAGAGCAGAUAAAGCUACCUUAUGGGAGAACCUUAGACAUAAUCGGUGUGGACACUGGGUCAUUACAGGAAUUAGUUCUUACGGGAUCAUUAAGUGAAAGUGGACAAAAUCAGUUACAUUGGCUGACAAGGACACUAGAAGCAACCAAUAGCAACUGGCGCAUGGUUGUUGGAUUCCAUCCAUUGGUUGUUUGUGAAGAGAAGAAAGAGGAAUUGGAGGCAAAUCAAUUUUAUGAGCCUCUACACCAUAUUUUCCUAAGAUUUGGAGUUAAUGUGUAUCUAAGUGGUCAGGGCUGCACUAACCAUGUCCGACGUGGUAACAUCGCUUACAUUGGGAAUCCGACUCCCAGAGAGAAUGAAUCUUAUGUGGCAUCUGUAAAUGGGAAGUCAGUCUUUAAUGGAAAAUUGGUUAAUGGGUUUCUCCUUCACAGAGUCAGCUCACUAGAGAUUGUAACCUACUUUAUUUCCAUGGCUGGGGAAGUUGUGCAUAGAACUGUAAUCCAACAGAGGGGUAAGGAGGUGAUGUAAAAAUUUCAUUUGAAGGAACAAAUUCUACCCGUUCUUCGAAGCCACGACGCGAUUGAUUCCAACAUUCUUUCCGCACUUGAAUUGUCCUCCCAACCUGCAAGAAAUUUUCCUGCAUAUAUUAUGCCUUUCAACCCUUUUGACAUUAAGGGCUAUCUGUGAUUAUUUAGCUUGAUUUAUUUUUUUAUAAACUUGUAGUUUCUUCUUCUAAAUAGUAGUUAUAUAUCAAGUCUAAAUGAUCCUCCUGAAUUGGUGUGCCAUUUCCCUAAUGAA